AUGCUGGCCGAUGCGUCCAUCGUGCCGGCCUUCAUUCGCCUCUGUGGAGCCACUUUCGGCCACGGUUGUGCCAUGGGCCUCCAGGUCACGCUCCCGGAGACCCUGGUGGUCGGCAAAGGUUGCUUCUUUGCCACCGGCAACAUCUUGACCAGCGUCGACGUGGACCGCGGAGAGUUCAAGGUGCCCUGUGUCACUCGCAUGAGUGAUCACACUUUCCUCGGCAACCACAACCACCUGCCCCAAGGCCUUCCAGAAGGCAGCUUCUGCGGCGUGGGCACCUGGCUGCCUGAAAGACCCACCGAGCCGCACUACAGCUACUUCGGGAAUCCGGCGAUGAAGUUCAAGCGCCUGAGCAGCCAAGCUGCGGGCAAGACAAACCAAGGCCCAGAACCAGCCAGUUGCCUGGCACGCUUCUGGCAUCACUUCAGCACCAGCGUGCUGGACGUCUUCCUUUACCGAGGGGUUCAAGGAAUGGUGACCGGCGCUGCCUUCGUGGUGAGCCGGACCAGCGUGCCUGACAUCACCUCCGUUUGGCAGGUCUUCGAGGUCCUGGCUAUCUACUUGGUCUUCUCGCUGGGCUCCUGGUUCAUCUUCUCCGUCUUGCUGGGCAACAUGCUCUUCAACGGCAAGGCACCGCGCAGCAACGCGUACUACUCGACCACUGUGACGCGAUGGUUUACUGCCCUCACGGCCCAGCAGCGAGUCUUCAAGCUUCCCUUUCAGACGGCUGGCAGCUGUUGGCAAGCCCCGAUCCUGCGGCUGCUGGGUGCAAAGAUUGGUCGGCGUUUCUUUUGCAUGAACGAGCUCGUCCUGGUUGAUGCACCCUUCACAGACAUCGGGGACGAUGUGACGGUGGACUAUGAUGGACAGGUGAGGUGUCAUUCAUUCGAGGACUUCCGCCUGAAGUUCACUCACUACAAGAUUGGGAAUGGGGCGACCAUCAUGACCGGAGCCAGUGUUGCGAUGUGCGAUGCCGGAGACGGCUCGACGCUGCGACCCGGAAGCCUGACCUGGAAAGGAAGCAACCUGGUGCCCGGCGGGACCUACGAAGGUGCUCCUGCAGCGGCGGUGGGCGACGUUGAGCACGGAAAUCAGUGUUCUCAGUUACUGUAUCAGCUUUAG
This is a messenger RNA of Symbiodinium necroappetens, 1122 nucleotides long. The record is from the annotation of a GenBank genome assembly. Lineage: Eukaryota; Dinophyceae; Suessiales; Symbiodiniaceae.